AAUUGAAGACAAGAUCUAAAGUAUGGAAAUACUCGGUUGGUAAUGCCAUCCUUUUCGCACGUACAGAGAUUGGGGAGAAGACAACGAGAAGGCAAUUAGGGAAAGUCUUGCGACUCGCCGCAACAUUUAUCCGAACCAACCGGAGUCCUACUACCUCAUAAUGUUACCCCAACAUCUCCUUGGGCCUACUUCUUUUCAAUGGUUGAGAAUUGGCUUCUGAAUUGAGAAUCUGGAUGCUCUGAGGGUAACAGGUAAGACAAUCCUUAUGAACUUAUCAUUAUCCAAAGUUAGAUUAUUCGUGAAAAUAGCUUUAGUGGUCGCUUCGUUCGAUGUUGCAGCGACGCUGCCGAACGGUGGAGGAACUAAAAAUUCUAUCUUUAACCUAACACUGUAUGCUCGAUACGUAAAAAUGAAUCACUGGGUAGAGCAAUGCAAGGCGCAUGUUUCAUCCUGUGUAAUAAGUGCACAAUGAUCCACCGGGCGCACAUACAAGCUGUCGACCGUCUAGUUAAAGACCUCAGCAAUUGUAAAAAGAUAAUGGGUGGCGUUACUUUCGUGUUCGCCGGUGAUAUCCAAGAAAUUUUACUGUUUAUGGCUACCGAAAGUCUCUCUAAUAUUGCGAAGACAACUGGAAUGAAUAUUGCGUGAAUUUCGUGUAAUUGCGAUUACCUUAUUCCGCCCAUGAUUCUAAUGUGCAAGUGUUUAUAUUUCUUCUGAACGUUUGGCGCAUACCGAGUUGUUGAUAUCGCGCGCUAUGACUUAAAGUGAUUGAUAGUUAACUGUUUUUAAAGUUGAAAUUAGGAUCAGCUAAACUUUUCGAAAAUAGCAGAAUUUGACGGCUCUCUUUUAAUUUUUAAACGCUUCUUGAUGUAUGAUUCAUAGAAAAAAGAUGAAGUACCAAGAAAGAAGGAUGUACGAUGGAAAGAGUUAGGACGGACGUAUCAUAUUUCAUUACUAAAAAGUUUAUCUAAAACUAUUACGGUAACUAUUUUCUUAAACUACCACCAUACAGCAUUAGCAUCUACAAAUGCUAAUAAUGCAGGCUCAGAGGAUCUGUCAAAAAACUUUGUAUAUUUAUAAGAAAUUGUUUCUUUUUUCCUGUAUUUAAGUAACACAUAACGCAAUGGAACUAAAAAAGGUAAUUACAAUAUUACCUUGCCUGCACUUUUAGAGAUACUAAACCAAUAUUUCAAAAAUAUCAGUUGCAAAAAGGCUGUUUCAGGUCAUAACUGGAUUAAUUAUGACGCAGAGACCGCAGAAAUUCAUAGAUAUUGAAAAAAAAGUUCAAAACAGUAACAUAAUUGCCAGUUUAAAUGAUGAUUGAAGCAUUCUCGAAAGCAUGAUCGACCAAAGAGAACUUCGUGGUACUUAGUCGAGAAUAUGUUGCGGCGAUAUUCGGUUUUAAGUUUAUUCGCGAAAAUAUGUGUGUAUCAUUUGUGCAAAUUACAAGGAGUAAACGUUAAACAUGUUUCAAACAUAGUUUCCGCCCCUCCGAUCGGUGACAGGAACAUCACUUUCAGCUAUGAUGAAAUUUUAACUGAAAGGCAGAAAAGGUGUUACGCCGAACAAUCGUCGGAUCCUCGAAAACCUGCUGAUGAAAGGUGUCUCUCCUCUUGGAUUCCUUGGUCCUUCCCACAAAGUAAUCCUCCAUAUUACGUGCAACGUCCUCCUCGCCCACGUCCCACACGUCCCCCACGUCCCCCACGUCCCCCACGUCCUCCACGACCGCCACGUCCUCCUCGACCACCUCGACCACCUCGACCACCCCGUCCUCCACCAUCUCCUCCACCACCACGUCCACCACUUCUGCCGGUCGGUGGCCCUGGAGGGCCUGGUGGCCCAGGAGGUCCAGGCGGUCCAGGAGGUCCUGGCGGACCGGGCGGGCCAAGCGGAUGUUCGUUACCGCAAGGAAUGCCAGGAGGACCAUGUAGUAUUGGUGGGCCAGGAGGCCCUGGAGGCCCUGGAGGACCUGGCGGUCCUGGCGGUCCUGGCGGUCCUGGCGGUCCUGGUGGACCUGGAGGAUCCGGAUGGCCGAACGGCCUGCCUGGAAUUCCAGUAACCAUUCCACUAUUCCCAGAAACCUCUCCUAUGUGUCCAAAGGGGCGUCCUCCUGCACCACCUGGACGACGUUGUGGCGCUGGAGGAUAUGGAGGCCCUGGAGGACCUGGAGGUCCUGGAGGACCUGGAGGACCCGGAGGUCCAGGUGGACCAGGAGGACCAAGCGGACCAACAAUCAUUCCGGGAUGCACAGACGGAAGAUUGCCAGGAUCACCUGGAGCAACAUGCGGUCCAGGAGGUCCAGGUGGUCCUAACGGACCUGGUGGUCCGGGGGGACCAGGAGGACCUGGAGGACCAGGGGGACCAGGGGGACCUGGAGGACCAGCGGGAUCUGGAGGACCAGCGGGACCUGGAGGACUAGACGGAUUAAUACAUGUACCACCACCAAUUUCAAUAAAGCCGCCAAGUCCACCACUAUCACCACUACCUCCAAUGCAACCAUCGCUAUUUCCACCAUCAUCGCCAUCGGUACCACCAUCAAAUGAAUUACCGAGUCCUGGAAGUCCAGGAGGUCCAGGAGGACUAGGUGGUCCUGGUGGUCCCGGUGGACCUUCCGGUCCUGGAGGUCCAGGUGGUCCUGGAGGCCCGGGUGGGCCUGGAGGCCCGGGGGGUCCUGGAGGUCCAAUAGUUACAUCAGUACCAGGGUUUCCUCCAGGAUCCCCUGGAGGACAAGGAGGUCCAGGUGGCCCAGGAGGUCCUGGUGGCCCUGGCGGGCCGGGAGGUCCAGUCGGUCCAGAUAUACCACCAGGUGGACCAGGAGGACCUGGUGGGCCCGGGGGACCAGGAGGGCCUGGAGGGCCUGCGCCAGGUACACCAGGUGGAUUAUUUGGACCAGGAGGACCUGGUGGUCCAGGUGGGCCUGGUGGUUCCGGUGGACCAGGCGGUCCAGGAGGACCAGGGGGACCUGGCGGACCAGGAGGUCCAGGAGGACUUGGUGGACCAUCGCCAGGAUCACCAUACGGUCCUGGAGGCCCAGGUGGAUUGGGUGGUCCUGGUGGUCCAGGCGGACCAGGCGGACCAGGUGGACCUGGUGGUCCUGGUGGACCAGGUGGCCCCGGUGGUCCUGGAGGAACAGGUGGAGCAGGUGGACCAGGUGGUCCAGGUGCUACAGGAGGAGCUGGAGGAGCUGGUGGUCCAGGAGGACCAGGAAGAUCCGCACUUGGAGAAGAACCUCAAUGGUUGUCUUCUUCAGGGCUGGAAGCAAUAAAUAUAGAGCGUCAGAGCUUAGCAUCAGACACAAGCAUAUCCGCCGCUAUGGCUGCAAUAGCAAGUCCUGGAAUACCGGGAUUACCUGGAGCGGCAGGGCCGGGGGGUGUUGCAGGAUAUCCAGGAACACCCGGUGACUCAGGAAAGCCUGGAACUCCAGGAACACCCGGUGACUCAGGAAAGCCUGGAACUCCAGGUAUUGCAGGAAUGCCCGGAGCACCAGGUUCGCCAGGAAUGAAUGGAAUGCCAGGUGCCACAGGCGUGAUCGUUGCACUAGGAAAACGAGUACCAGGGCCACCGGGACCGCGGGGAUUACCGGGAUUGCCAGCACCGCCCGCAUUGCCAGGACCCGCUGGUCCAACAGGUCCGGCUGGACCAGCUGGUGAAGUAGGUCCGGCUGGACCAGCUGGCCAAAUAGGUCCGGCUGGACCAGCUGGUCAAACAGGUCCGGCUGGACCAGCUGGUCCAACAGGUCCAGCUGGAGCAGAAGGAACGCCAGGUAAACCGGGAUUCGGAAUACCAGGAAAUCCUGGAGAACCAGGAAAACCCGGUCAAACAGGUCCUGCGGGACCACCUGGCUUACCAGGACCCCAAGGAUUACCAGGAAUUCCAGCGAAAUCAACCGUGCCUUCAUCCUCUGACUCUGAUACCAGUAUCCAUUUCUCAACUCAAAUUGGAAGCUAUAAAGGUCAACCAUGUUGUCCUAUCAACAUGUCCUGGGUUUUAACUAUAAAGAAAAAGUCAUGUAGAACGGAACCACCCUGCGAAAAAGUAGUAUCGAAAAAAUGGCUCGGUCGAAUGUCUCGAAUGAAUCCACGAUCAAACUUAGACCAGGAUUCUAAGGAUGACGAUUAUGAAUAUAAAGAUUCAUCCGAUAAUUUAGAGAAUAUUAACACGUCUGAUGAGCGAGAAAACGAAGCUUACUAUAUAGAAAAUUAAGGAAUUUGGUUUGUUAUUAUCAGAAAAAUGCACAUCAACUAACUAGUAUUAUCACUGUUACUAAUAAUGGUUUACAUAAUUGUUCGAUUUUAAUGAUAGCCCCAGCCCGCUAUGUCUAUUUUCAAUGCUUUAGGCCGUCACACAUGGCCUGUAAGAUCAACGAUUUUUAUUGUUCUAUAAUGAUUCAACAAAUGCGUAUUUUAAGGUUCUUUUAUAUUGAAAUCGAAACGUCGGAAUCUGAAUAAAAUGAAUAAGCUAUAA
Molecule: messenger RNA, 4464 nt
Organism: Cephus cinctus (wheat stem sawfly)
Lineage: Eukaryota; Metazoa; Arthropoda; Insecta; Hymenoptera; Cephidae
Product: collagen alpha-1(III) chain
Exons: 3
Coding region: 1381-4203 (940 amino acids)
Source: RefSeq, a predicted model, not a curated record